AUGACCGCCUACACCCUCAACGUGCGCGUCUUCUGGCCGCUGCUUUGCACGGCGCUGCUCUGCUUCUUGCAGGCGCUGAGGAGCACCGCCGGAGGCGCGGCGGCCUGGGACGGCGCGCUGCUGAAAGCCUCGCUGCUGCUGCUGCUGCUGGCCUUCCUGGCGCUGCGCUACCGCGACUGGCGCGCCAGGGGGCGGCCCGGCGGCGCGGUGGCGCCGCGGGACGCCGCCGAGGCGCGCCGCAGGGCCGGGCCGCCGUGCGAGGCGCUGUGCGCGGAGCUGCCCGGCGGGGGCGGCGCGCAGCUGUCGGCGGCCCUGGUGCUGCGCUGGUUCCAGGGCCACGUGCAGCGCUGCCUGGGCGCCGUGCGCUCGUGCCUGCAGGAGCGCUGCCGCGUCGGCCUGGCGGUGGGGCCCGGCCGGCCGCUGACCCUGCACCUGGCGCCGCGCUCGGACUACGUGUGCUGCCACCUCUCCAUGGCGGUGCGCCUCGUCCCGGCCGUCCCGCUGGGCGAGUCGCUCUACCUCACGCCCUUGCCCGCGGCCCAGCCGGGCCCCUUCUGGACGCUCAACGUCUCCCGGCACGAGCAGCGGCUGCUGGGCUGGCUGCGGGAGCAGGCCCCGGGCGACUCGUGCCAUCUCAAGUGCUUGCAGAUCCUCAAAGGGCUGCGCGACCUGGGCGGGCGCUCCCUGGAGCAGCCGCUGGGCGCCCAGUGGGACGGCGUCCUCUCCUCCUACGUGCUCAAGACGGCCCUGUUCUGGCUGCUCCUGCGCACCCCCUUGCACGCCUGGGAGGACCGGUUCCUGGUGGAGAGGCUGGCGGACCUGGUCGCGUUCCUGGCAGAGAGCCUUCGCCGCCGGAGCCUGCUGCACCUGUUCCUGGGCAACCCCUGCCUGCCCGAAGCCCUGGGCCUGCCCAAGCUCCUCAAGGAAGCUGCCCCGGUCAAUCUGCUGGCCGACUUCGAGGGGCCCACUCUGGACAGGGUGGCCGCGCAGCUGCUGAGCACCUGGAAGCAGGCGCCCAAGAUCAUCAGGAUGUACAGCGGCCACAGGCAUCGGCGGAAGCUUCCCGUCUGAGGCUGGAGGCGGCCCCUGGGCUGCCCGGAUGCCUCCCCCACGGACUGACUGCCCACCGUGACUGACUCUGUUCCCGUGCAAGCAGAGACAGGGAAGAAGGCCCUCGACUCCCAGCGUGCCCCAUAUGGGUUGCAGGUCCCCUUUCCUGCCUCCACUUGCCCAGGAUUGUGUCUUGACGCCUGCUCCAGCAAGCUCCCCUCGGGACAUCACGGCAGGGAGGGGCAAGCUGCUUCGCUCGCCCACACAGAGACCAAAAGCGCAGUUUGCCCGAAACGUCUGGCCAUCUGUCAUGCGCCUGUUUGUGCGUGUGUGAGAGAGGGACCCCAUGGCCUUGAGGGAGUCCCACCCCGUCCCUUGUGAAACUGCAGUCUAUUUAAAAACCAAACAGAACAUUUUACGGCACGUAUGCCUUGAACGCAAUGUGGAGUUCGGUUCCUAGGUACGGUUCUUCCAUUCACUCAAGUCAGGGCUGCCGAACUUCUGGCUCUCCAGUUGUCAUGGGCUCCAGCUCCCAUCAGCCCCAGCCAGCAGGGCUGAGGGUUGGGGAUGAUGGGAGUUGGAAUCCCCACAGCACCUCAACUGGAAGCCCAGAUUUAGAAUGUCAAAGCUACCAUGUGGCUUUCUCACUCUCCCUCUUUCAUGAUGUUACUCUUUCGUUUUGAGCGUAUCCCUGGCCACAUCCGGGUGGUGGCAGGGCUCACGCUCUCCUGAUGGUACUGCAUCAGAUAGCUUCAUGCAAUCAGGGAAUGCCUUCAAUACCUACACCUGUUGCUGCAUUUUUCAGAAGGGCCUGAUUACUGAGCAGAGCUGGGAGAUCCCUGCAGGUGGAGAGGUAGCACAAGACAAGGGAAUGAAUGUGUCAGAUGCCUUGAUCCUAAGCACUGCUUCUUCGGCUUCUGGACUUCUGUGAGAUUUGUCAAGGUACUAAACCACUCAUGAACCUUCAUUUGAUUUUAAUGAUUAGAUGUUGAUGGAACACUGUGCCCCAUGACCCCGAGGUUCUUAGGGUUCAGGCCAGCUUUGGACUUUUGUGCCAGGGCCUCGGGAUACACAGGCUUGGAGGAGGGGAUCAGGGCCGUUCCAAAUCAGAAACCUCUCCCCGCAAGCUUAAGCAUCACACCAAAGAUUUAUUUUGUGGGUGCAGUCGCAAUGCAAAAUGUGGGAAGGAGGCAGUAACCUCUUCCCUCUCCAGCUGUAGUUCCUCUUGAAAAUGGGCAGCCCACCUGGCAGUUAAGCUGAAAGGGAAAUUGGGGGCCCUGGGGUAUGCAUCUGGGGCCCUUGUGCACUGAUUGGGCCUGGGCCCCUUUGAACUCGGGCCUUGCAACUCCCCAGGUGGCUGUGGCAGCCUUAAGUCGUUGGUAAGGCCGAAGGAUUUCCAGCCACCACGUUUGGUGGAGUGCGGGAUCAAGUCCUUUGCUUGUGACUUGCCGCAACUGCAUUUCUCCAGCUGAGCUGGGAAUCUGCAUGCAUGCGGAUCAUAUGAUGCGGCUUUUAGCCGGAGGGUGUGACACGUUUUCCUAAUUCUGUGUGGGAAGCCAACAGUCAAAAAUGGAAAGCAAAGAUGGGGUGAGGUGCUGCACUGAUAAAGAAUGAGAAAUGGUCACUUGUUUUCCAAGAAAGCGCAAUGGAAUCCAGUUGGCAUUCAGGGAUGGUCACCAUGAGCAUUUAAAUGCAAACAUCAGUAUUCGAGACCAAAGAAAUUGCACUUUAUUUUCGUGGAGUCCCCUCCUGGUGGUGGAGGUAUUGUGCGUCCUUUCCUAAAUGUUUCCUCUGAAGCGUCUGAGCAUUAAUUUAAAGAAAACAGUAUUCGAUACUUGGAUUUGUAAUAAGCUGCCUUGGUGGGGGUUUUUUCAUGGUGGCUGAUGCAGAACUCACUUAAGAGGUCCUAUCAACCUCAAGCUAUACUAAGCUGCUUUACUAGAAACUAAUUUAGAAGAAUCCUUGUGGGUUUUUCAGACAGCAACCAACAGGGCUCUAUGAAGUUUCUUUUUGCAUUGGACAAACAAAUGUGAUUAUUCUAAUGAAUCAUUAGGCCCUUGACUGUAUUGAAGUCUUCCCAGAUUAAAGCCAACAAAAGCUUGACACCGCUGUACAGAAAGCUCUGUACACCAGCGUGCCCUCUUGCCUGAAUUUAUUCCUGAGAAGCAGUUCUCUUAGGCUGCUUCCAGACGCACUGUGCCUUGCUCACAGGAUUGCACCAGGGCAUCUAGACGACCCCGCCUUCCCUGUGCAACCAUCCCACCCUCGCCUCUGCGUCUUCCAUCUUUUUCCUUGCUAGAGAAAAACUGCUCAGGAGAAAAAGGUGGUCUUCUUUGAACAGUAGUCCUCGGAGCCCUCCGUCUGGGAACAUCCUUAUUUUGGUGGGAAUGACUCCCAGCAAAAGCGAGCAGGCAUGGAACUGUAAAACUAAAUAUAUUCUAAGGCAGCCUUGUUCUGAAGGCAAACAGAGCUCUUUCUUCCUGCUAAGAUAUUGUUUACAUUUCUGUGGCCCUUGAUAAAGAAUUACGGUGCAGCACGAUUUGGAGAUCUGGACCUCAGCCUAUUGAUGGGGAAUAGCUGAGCACAGCGAGGCUUUAAACUCAGCUGCAGGUCGAGUGUGGACCCACCUGCCUUCUGAGAGCUGGAGAGUAUAAAGCAAACAGGAUGCAGCUUUGUGGGGUGGCACACGCCUUCAGCAUCGGAAGCAGAGCCACAAAGUCUCUGCGGCGUGUUCCCGUUUUCUAAUGAUGUGCUCUCAGCUGACAAUAUGUCAGAGGGAAAUUCGGAGGGUUGCUCUAUCCAGCCGCCCAGCUUUCCUUGGCAUGCUGGACCAGAGGAGGAAAUCCGGUCGGGCCCCAGGGUGACUCGGCAUCAGUGGUGACCCAGCAUUUGUCAGAGGCGGCCACAGCUGGGACCCGUUCAAGUCCCGCGGAGUGAGCACUUCCCUUCAGAGGAGGCUGCAGAAUGAGCAGCCUUGGGAAGGGGUAUUUUUGUCAUCGAACUAGUGCCGAAGCAGUCCAGCCGACCACCUUUCGUGUUUACAGGUUACGACUUGUUCUCGGGUGCCUUGUGUACAGUAUUUGUUGUUGAUGAUGAUGAUGAUAAUAAAAAUGCAUAAGUGUGUGUGA
This is a messenger RNA of Varanus komodoensis (Komodo dragon), 4178 nucleotides long. RefSeq names its product ITPRIP like 2 (gene ITPRIPL2). Lineage: Eukaryota; Metazoa; Chordata; Lepidosauria; Squamata; Varanidae. The coding region runs from base 1 to 1071 and encodes 356 amino acids. The record is from RefSeq and is a predicted model, not a curated record. The transcript is spliced from 2 exons.